AUUUUGACAUGUCUUUUGUAUGAAAAUAGUAAAAACAAGUUUACAUACGUAAGACGUUUUAACCGAAACUUGUUGUCGUUUCAUACUGAACAAUCAAGAAUUCAACAGAAAUUUCACAACAACAGAACCACUUUUCUAAGUAUUGGAACGAUGGAGAAGAAGUUGGUGUGUCUGACAGUUGUCGCGUGGUGUGUUGUCAUCGUCAAUGCGAAGUACAGACCAGAAGAUUGUGAAGCAUGUGUGAACUUUGUGAAGGCAUUCGAUGAAACUGUAUCAGACAAUACACGCAAAGAUAAGGACAAGAUCAAGACAGAAUUAUUAGCCUUUUGUAAAAAAACCACAACCAAAGAAUAUGAAAGAAUUUGUUAUUAUAUCGGAGGGCUGGAGACAUCAGCUACAGGCAUGCUUAAUGAAAUCACAAGACCUUUGUCAUUUAAUAAACCAGCAGAAAAGAUUUGUGAAACAUUGAAUAAGAAAGAUUCCCAGAUUUGUGAAAUAAAAAUAAAAAAGAAGAUGAACCUUGCCGAGAUAGACCUGAAGAAGCUACGCGUGAAGCAGCUGAAGGAAAUUCUCAGUGACUGGGACCGCAGUGAUGCAUGUAAAGGAUGUGCAGAGAAAUCAGACUUCAUACGUACAGUAGAGGAACUCAUGCCAAAAUAUGAUCCAGCUGCAUACAAACUACGACAACAGAAGCAAGAGCUAUAGAACAUAGAUUUAGAUUAUUUUUUUCAAAUUUUAUUUAUAACUUUUUGAGAGAAUACAGAGAGAGGGAGAUAUUGUGUAUGAUUGACAUUGAUGUAUGCUCUGGUGUGUUUCUUCAACAUUUGUUCAUGUCAUGAUGCUAAUUAAAUGUUGUUCAGAACAAAGAAGAGUUUGAUAUUGGUCAGUACAAAUGUGAAAAAUUAUGUUUUCUGAAUGGAAUGAAUGUUAAGGCUAGAAUUCUGCAAAAAUGUAUUUCUUAUCAAUGAAUUAAAAAUUUUUGUUCAUCCUAUUUACAAGCUUAGAUUUAUACAAGACAUCAUUUUCCAUUAUGAUAUUUAUUGAAUAUUGUCAAAUUAACUUGGAGUUUAAAAUAUUGCAUAGUAUAACUAAAAGUAAUAGACUAACAGUGGUCUUUAUUUGGACAAUUUUCUAUCCUAAACAAUCACGGUUAAGAUAUAUGUCAAGGUUAGAUAAUCUUUUAGAGCUUUCUGAUGACUAAAUCUAGAUUUUUAUUCAAAGUUGAAACCAUUAAUUUUUUAAUAAUGUUUGCCAACAUGCUUCAUUUUAUAUUGUCAGUAGAGGACGCAUGAUUGGAAAAUUUAAAGCUUAUUACUGGAGAAAUGAAUUAUUCAGAUAUGGUGAAAGCACUAUAAAAGGUAGUGCUAUUAAAGAUUUAUGUGGCCUCUUGCUUUUACAUUUUAUGUUGUCUCUGAAGGCAUGAGUCACUCGAAUAAACCUGUCAAUAUUAAAUGUUAUGUCAUUAAUGGAUUUAAGACUGUGUAGAUUAUUUUUGAGAUUUAGACAAUGACUGAUGCAGGAUUAAAGGAGUCAGUAAGUGGAAUAGGUAAUGACAGAUUUACAGAAUGAAAGUUUGUUGUGUUGUUUUCCAUUAGUAAAACUAAUUGCAUGUGCACAUGUCAGUUGAACAGCGUAAAUGGAUAAAGAUUGUGUGGAUAAUUUCUGCUAAUGUGUGUAAACUGUUGAGCACUGCUGUUACUGGUUUGGAAGUUAUUGUAAAUCCACUUGUUUUGAUUUACCUGUUAUAUCAUAUGUGGUAAAAAUGUCCUCCGAUAUCUCUGAAAAUACCUGUACUGGGAGGUAGUUCUAUUUCAACGAAUAUGUUGAGUAUGAAGGAUGUUGAUCUGAAUCUUCCUGAAUUCUGGAUUGGAUUCAUGGAGGUCUGGAUUGGAUUCACUGAGGUCUGGAUUGGAUUCAUGGAGGUCUGAAUUGAAAUCAUGGAGGUCUGGAUUGAAACAAAUCAGACAAAGCAUUAUUUCUUGAAUCCCAACACAGAAAAACUGGAAAUUAAAUUUACCGAUAAAGAUACUUGUAAACUUUGACAUAAAGAAACAAACCCUUUGAUCUGUUGAGUACAGUCUUCAGCCAUUUUUUGUCAGUAGACAUGGAAGUAUUGUUUGACCAGCAGAUGUCACUUUGUCUAUAAAGAGAUGUUUUGAAUGUGAUAAAAAGUGUUUGAUUUUUACAGAAACUCGAGAGCUUUUAGACUUUUAUUGAAAUAUUUCAGGUUUGCUUAGUGUCCAGAACAAAAUUGAUGACCUCUUAGAUUCUGAAGACAAUAGAAAGUACAUUCUAGUUUAAUCAGUGUUCAGUAGACAUGAAGGAAUGGCCUUUUAGCCAGCUUCCAUGAUGCUAUGAUCAUGUUCAUUCUGUGUGAACACAUUGUCAGAGACGUGUAGUGUUUAUCUUGAACAGAUUAAGGUACAGAAUAAAUCAAGGAGUACUCGGGUUCUGGCAAUCAUUGGAUGCUGUAGAUACACAUAUCGGAAUCCAGUGUUAACCUUUAAAUAACAACAUCAAAAUGCUUGUCCAGACAUGCUAAAAGAAUAUUUUCAUGACAAUUCAUAAUAUCUCAUUUCCACAUGAUCAUUAGGAAUUUGUCCAUUUCAUAUUAAUUCACUCGUGUAUCACCUGCAUAUAUGUUUUUUUUAAUGUUUGUUUUUUUUCUAUAUAUUCAUGUAUUGUUGAUUCGGCAGGUUCGAAUCAGUAAAGUGAUAAAGUAACAAUGCAUCAAAAUUCAGGAAUGAAAUUAAGAAUAAGACAAUUUUCAAAUAAAUGACUUAAUUGCUGUUUUGAUAAACAAUGGAAUGAAUUGGAUUGUUUCUUAAAAAUCAAAAUAUAAUUUCAUACAUUUAUUGUUAAUUUUUUUUUUCGAAUUACAUUAUACUAAGUUGGAAUUUUGGAGUAUGUAUAUUAAUAAUGCUUUGGCACUUUUUUUUCAAAUGCUUAAUGUACAUUCAUUUUUUAAAAAAAAUAUCACAAUAGUUUUUUCACCACUUAAAUGUUGAAGAAUGCUGCACAGUACUCCAUAUUUCUGAGGUAUUUCUGCAAUUUGGAUGAUAUCACAUAAGUUAAGUAUCCAAAUGUCAGUGUGUCUAAAGGCCUCUACACCUCCCAGCAAAACAUAUUUUUGAUUAAAAAGUAUAUUCUAAUAUGUAUACAGACAUGACAUUUUUAGUAAGCACUAAGAUGUUACAUUGUAAAACAUAUGUCCCGGUCAUUCAUUAUAGAGAGAAACAUGGUUGUAAUAUUGAAUCU
Molecule: messenger RNA, 3258 nt
Organism: Ylistrum balloti
Lineage: Eukaryota; Metazoa; Mollusca; Bivalvia; Pectinida; Pectinidae
Product: mesencephalic astrocyte-derived neurotrophic factor homolog
Exons: 4
Coding region: 151-705 (184 amino acids)
Source: RefSeq, a predicted model, not a curated record